This is a messenger RNA of Lodderomyces beijingensis, 5505 nucleotides long. Lineage: Eukaryota; Fungi; Ascomycota; Pichiomycetes; Serinales; Debaryomycetaceae. The record is from the annotation of a GenBank genome assembly.
AUGGCAAGAAAAUCAAACACCAAGAAUAAGCAGAGUGUGUCUCGUCUGUCGGUUGCCACCAACGAGACACCGCAUCAUGAGGCUGGGAAUUGCGAUAACGACGAGGAAGAACACGAAGAACACGAAGAAGAAGAGGAGGAGGAGGAGGAGGAGGAAGAUGAGGAGUCAUUGUUGAGGCUCGCGCAACAAGCUCAAGAUCGGAAACUGAGCCAACGCAGCAGCGAGGAUUCUCAAGACUUUUUUGAUCCUGAUUUCGACGGAGACGAAGAAGGAGAAGAGUUGGUGGGAGAUUCGCAUUUGAACGAAGAUGACCCUGAUGAUAUGAUUGUCGAAGAAGAGCGGUUUGACGAUGACGACGACGACGACGACGACGACGACGAUGAAGACAAUGACCACGAUGAGGACCAAGAUGAAGAAGAAUUGGACUUGCUACAAACAAGCGACUUUUUGCGACAAUUGAUGAAUGCCAGGCCAGCAAACGCCACAGAGGUUAUUCCUCCUUCCAAUCUCAGCCAGGAGCCAGGAUCAGACUCACAGGAUAUCCCUUCGAGCGAACCCUCGCGCGAGGGCGAAAAUACCGCGCAAAGAGAGAGACGAGGCUCCGACCUGGAGUCCCGCUCGGAACUAUUAAGAGCAAUUGGCGCAAUCACCGGUAAUAGCCAAAACGAGACAAGUGGACCACCCAUGCCAUCCAACUUUGUUGCUGUCAUGCAAAGACUAAUGGGCGACACCGUGAUGUUUGGCAACAGCGGCCCUGAAAGCGGCGAAAUCGAAUCCUUGAUCAAGAACUUGGAACAAGGCGAAGAUACUUAUAUCGUGUUGGAGUCACUCAACCAGCUCUCGGAAAGGCUAUUGAUGAUGAAUGGUCUCACCGCGGAGAGGUUGAUCCCCGCGAGCAGAUUAGCUAGAGCCUUGGUAAACAUCAUGGAAGAUCCACAUUUGCAAGACGACUUGGAGCUCCACCUAGUUGCAUGUCGUUGCCUAUACAACUUCUUGGAGGUCAACCUAGAUUUCAUCCACGACGCAUUGAGCAACAAUGCCAUACCUGCACUAUGUAAUAAACUACUAGAGAUCAAGUACAUUGACCUCACCGAACAAGCAUUACAGACUCUUGAAAUGAUUUCAAGAGACCCCGUCUCGCAUAAUAGCAUAAUUUCCAACAAUGGUUUAAUUGCAUGUCUACAGUACAUGGAUUUCUUGACAAUACACGCUCAGCGAAAGUGUUUGAGCAUCGUUGCCAAUUCGUGCACCAACAUAUCGAUGGCCAACUACUCCAUGGUCAAGCUGGCGUUUGCCAGCAUAUGCGGCGUGGUGAGAAGCCACAGCGACGAAAACGUGGUGGAGAAUGCCUGGAUCACCAUAUCGAGAAUCAUUAACUGCUUCAAAAACAAGCCGGACUAUUUGGACGAGCUAUUUGAAGGCCAGGAGGUGUUGUUGAAAGAAUUCACAAACGUGAUAUUGGUGAGCUGCAACAAGUCCCUGAACAAGAGCGGCGAGUCCAACACAGUGGCCAUUUCGUUUGGCUCGUGUCUAAGUUUAAUCAAAUCACUAAUCAUUUUGAGCAGUGUCUCUAUCGAAGUGUGCAAAAUGCUAAUGAGCGACUGCGACAUCGGUUUGGUCAUUGUCAAGUCUUUGAACAAGUUUGAGAAAUCAAAGUCAGAGUCGAGAGGUGUCGGUACAGGUAACGGGAGUGGUAUUGGUAUUGGUAUAGGUAACGGUAUUGGGAAUGAUAAUGGGAAUGGGAAUGGGAAUGGUUAUGGUAACGGUAACGGCAAUGGAAAUGGAAAUGAAAAUGGUAACACUAGUGGUGCAGGUGAUGGUGAUGGCGAUAAUUGUUCCAUCAGUGUUUCGGUGGAAGCGCUCAUGGCAGCUCCAAAAGAGCUCUUGUCUCAAUUCUUGACAUUGAUUGGCUACUUGCUUCCUAUUUGCUAUGAACCUACAGAAGCGUUAUUUGUAAAGUCCAAGUUUGAGGAAUCCACCGAGCGCCAAACCAUCAACAGGCGCCGGCGUGAAAUGUGCUUGGAAGUCAUCCCUCAGGACUAUGCCCACUUUGCGAAAGAAGUUUGGCCGUUGGUCAUUUUGAGCUUCCAAACUACAAUGGACUUUGAAGUGAGGCGCAAAGGGUUCAUUGAUUUAUACAGGAUAGCAUUUUCUCUACCUGCUGACGAAUUGGUCUCAAUAGACAAGGGAGACAUGGUCGCCACUUUACUUGCCUCGGUGGUGAAUCAAAACCAGCUGGGUGUUUCAAAAGAGAUGAAGACGGCCAAGUUUCCACUGGAUACACUAUUGGAUACGGAAAGGACGAAUAGCGAGAAUAACGAUGCAAGUUCCGACAUUGCGCCUGACGACGACAACGACAACGACACUUCAGGAAAUGACCAAAGUGACGAGAGCAUGAGCGAAGGCGAACAAGGCGAAAGUGAUAUCAUGAAUGAACACGAUGAAGAAGUUGAAGAGGAAAAUGAGAACGAAGUCGUGGACGUUGACGAAGAUGGCGAAGACGACGAUGACGAAGAAGAUGACGAAGAUGGUGACGAAGAAGAAGAAGAAGAAGAGGAAGAAGAAGAGGAGGAGGAAGACCAAGAAGAAGAAGAAGAAGAAGAAGAAGAAGAAGAAGAAGAGGAGGACGACGAGGCAACAGAUGAAAUAGUGAGUGACGCAUUCACACGCAGCGCACCCGAUGACAUCCGUAAGCUAAACGCCACCAUGGUGAUUUACAGUGCUUUGAAAAUCAUCCAAGUUUUAUUCACCAAAGCCCCAUCAGUCUACAAGCUUCGAUUUGAAAAAGAAGGGUUGAUGAAAGAUGUCGAGAAAAUCUGCUCCGAGUUUAAAUCUUGGAAUAGUUUGAAGAAUGAUGUCCAAAACCAUAUAGGCACCAACAUUAUGAGUGCGUUUGCAAACAAGUAUGUCGACUUGGAAUUCACCAAGGAUUACGCCUAUUAUCUAAGAAUGGUUGGCAUUUACCCGAAAAUUGCUCAGUCGGCAUCUGAAAUCGUCAAGAGCUACAAGAUCAUCAAGAUGCUGGAGAGCGAUAACUCGUCGGAACAUUUAAAGAUUUUGCGCGAGAUCAAGAAUACCUUAAACGACCCCAAAAAGGUCAAGUCAUACAACUACGACCAAUGGUUUCGCCUUUGGUGUAAACUACUAUAUGCCUUGAACGGAGCCUCGCGCGAGAGCGGUAUUUCCAGUUUUGAAUUGAUGUCUUCUGGCGUCAUCAACCUGUUGGCCAACUUGUUCACGUCUGACGACUUUGUCUCUGGUGCAUUUGACUCCCAUGCUUGGUACAAAUCCUUUGUCGAUAUUUUCUUCAACGAAGACCUCAACAACGCCAAGGCAUUAGUUCGAAAGUUACUUGAAGCAUUGACCAGAGCAGAGUCGUUUGAACUCGUAUCGGCGAAUAACCUGAGUUCGCAUCUUGCCUAUUCGCGUGAGCAAAACCAGGCAGCGGUAAUGGCGAAUCAAAUAAAAUUGAAAUUGAUUGCCGAGGGCGAGAUGGAUGAUCUCAAGCUCCCGAGUACGCUCAAGAAUAUGGUGUUGUCUGUGCACGCGAUAGCCACUUUUCGAUCGGUGCUAACUUUUUUGAAGCUGCGAUUCAGUUACAUGGAGGAGAUUAGUAACUUGACCAAAAAAAAUGGCAAUGGCGACGAGGCCAACUCGAAAAAGAAUAAUGAAUAUAAUCUCGAAUUUUUGAUCAAUGGCGAAGUGAUCCCCAUCGAGACCACGAUUUAUGGUGCUAUACAUAGAGCCAUCCUGCAAAAGAGUGACCAAAAAGAACCAAACAGAAUUUGGUCAAGUGUGCAUGAAGUUGGGUUCAGGAAAGUUAGCUCGGAGGUUGUAAGCGAGGCUCAAUUGAACAACUACAAUUUCAAUUAUGAUGAGCACGAGCUAGACGUGUACGAUGCAUCCACCACAAGCACUUUAAAACUUUUGAAAGUUCUUUUCAAGAUGAACGCUCACCAUAUCGAUAGCGGCAAGUUGGGCAUUCCUGCAAAGGACUUUACCAAUUGGAAGUUGACUGUCAAGUUGAACAGACAACUCGAAGAGCCUUUGGUUGUGGCUAGUGGCACGUUGCCUGGUUGGAGUAUACAUUUAACGAAGCAGUUCCCAUUCAUCUUUCCCUUGGAGACGAGGAUUUUUUUCCUUCAGUCGACAUCAUUUGGAUAUUCGCGUUUGAUCCACCAAUGGCAGCUACGCACCAACCAACUUGCCGAGGAGAAUGGCAAUGCCGCAGUCCACCACAGCAACUCAAGCUACAGCCAGAGAUUACAAUUGGGAAGGCCAACGCGGCACAAGGUUAGAAUCGCAAGGAAGAUGAUGCUUCAAAGCGCCAUCAAAGUCUUGGGACUAUACGGCUCAACUCCCGGAAUUUUGGAAAUUGAGUACUUUGACGAAGUUGGUUCCGGGUUGGGACCAACUUUGGAGUUUUAUUCGACCGUCUCGAAAGAAUUUUCACGUCGCAAGUUGAAAUUGUGGCGAGACGAAAAUUUCCAACUUGACGCUGCCGAACGGGAAUCGUAUGUCAGCAACCAGCAUGGUUUAUUCCCCGCACCAAUUGACAAGCAUCUCGUUCAGGGAGAAAAUGGAAGAAAGAUUUUGCAUUUUUUCGCAUCGUUAGGGAAAUUCAUUGCUCGAGCCUUGUUGGAUUCAAGAAUCAUAGAUUUCAAAUUCAAUGCGGUUUUCUUGAAUAUUGUGCAAGUUAUGAACCACAAGAGCCCGCAAACACAUUUCAUGAGCCACAAGAUGGUGAAGAAGAUAGCUACCAUUUCCAAUUUGAAAUUGGUGGAUCCCGACUUGGCGCGGUCCUUGGAACAUCUCAACAAGUACCUUGAAGCGUUUAAAUCGGUGCCUGCGCUGCAAAGAGCAUCAGUCGAGAUUGACGGUGCUACUUUGGAGAAAUUGGGCUUGUACUUUGAGUUACCCGGGUACCCAAAGUACGAGUUGAUUGCCAACGGCAGCGAAGUUGCAGUCGAUGCAACCAACUUGGAGCAAUACGUGAACAAGGUUCUUGAAGCUACCUUGUUCACGGGAGUGAUUGUGCAAACGAGAGCAUUUAUGGAAGGGUUUUCCAAAGUGUUUCCCAUCAACUCAUUGAUUAUAUUUUCGGCUAAUGAAUUGGUGGAGCUUUUCGGUAACUGCGAAGAAGACUGGUCGUAUGAUGCCUUGUCGUCCGCCAUUGUUGCCAACCACGGCUUCACCAAGGAAUCCGAGGGAAUAAAGAGCUUGAUAAGUAUUUUGAUGGAGUUUAACCAGCAAGAGAAGAGGCAGUUUUUGCAAUUCCUUACCGGGUCGCCAAAAUUGCCCAUUGGCGGAUUCAAGGCACUCCGACCUGAAUUGACAGUAGUGCGAAAGCACGCUGAAGGCGGCUUGAAAGAUGACGAUUAUCUACCUUCGGUAAUGACGUGUGCCAAUUAUUUAAAGAUGCCCAAUUAUUCCAGUAGGGAGAUGAUGAAGAGCAAGCUAUUGCAAGCUGUCAAUGAGGGAGCCGGUGCCUUUUUAUUAUCGUAA